Molecule: messenger RNA, 1146 nt
Organism: Ambispora gerdemannii
Lineage: Eukaryota; Fungi; Glomeromycota; Glomeromycetes; Archaeosporales; Ambisporaceae
Source: the annotation of a GenBank genome assembly
AUGAAGCAGGUGGUUGAGCAGGUGUUUGAUCUUGUCGAUAGUGAGCUCCGUUUGCAAACCAAUGUGGUGUUCCAGUUUGAGCACCAGCUGGUGUACGCCAUGAAAGGAGAGUUUCUGGCGCAGGCUGUUUCUACUCUUUCAUGUGGCGGUGCGUUAGUGGCACAAAUUACCGAACAGCAAACAAAGCCGGUGUUGUUAUUCCAAGCACCGAACAACGCCAUAACGUUAGGUAUCGGCGAGCUGAACAAGAUCAUAAAGAAUUUAGCACGGAACGCCGGUGUAAUGAAUCAACAGUUGUUUGAUAAAUUCAAGGUGUUGUUACGAAUGGAGGCUGGGUGUCAGGUCCAAUUGCCUAAUGGACAAGUGGUGAACAUUUUUGGCCCAACCAAGGGUUUCAAGUGCCCGGAAACGUGGCAACAAUCGAUGAUACGGCAGAUCAACACGCUCGUCCGGUAUAUACGGAACGAUUUGGGGUUCAAGGCACCGCAUAUACUUGCAAUCGUGUUGUCGCUAUUAUUGGUAUCCUGGUCGGUCAUCGAUCUGUGCAACAUUUACGAAGAGUGCAAGAUCAAGGAUGACCUGACGGAAGCCGACAAGCGAGAGUGCUUUGAGCUUCUCAACAGUGUAGAAGCAAUUUUGAUUAAAAUCUGCGACGAGCUGAAGUUCAGAUUUAAUGUCCGUCUUAACGAACUUUUGAAAGCCCUGGUCUUGGAAACUACAAAACUUAUCAGUAAGAUCGACAGAACGAACGAGGAAAUCAAGGAGAGGAUCAAAAUAUUGAAGGAACAAGAGUUCAACCGUACGAUGGCACUAAAUAUAUUUGCAGCGGUCUCCGGAAUCAUCGGCAUGUUCACAUACAUGAACUGGGGCAGUUUGAGUACGUCAAACCGGACAGUCGGAAUAAUCGGCGGUGGAGCCACUACUGGUGGUGCAAUCGCCAUGGCGAUAUCGGUGAAUAGGCUGAUGCAAGCACAAAGAAAGCAGGAAGAAGUGCUGAAUAAUAUGGAGAACUUGAAUGCGCAACUCUCAGACAUCCAAUUUUACGCAUCGGGCUUAGAAUACGAACCUUCUGAUCAUGUGGUUAUCCUCAGACAAUUUGAAGGGUAUUUAACAAGCUUACAACAUUUUCAGACGCAGUUUAGAUGA